AUGUGGAUGAGAAUGAAAAGAACACAGUGGACAGCCAUCUAUUCCAGGAACAGGAUAACCAUGUCAAAGAGCAGAGUUUACACUGGAGAAAUAUUGUAUGGAAGACAUGUUUUCUCACCUCGGAUAAGAAAGGAGGGUUUCAGUCAUUCAAUUUUCUGCAGUCCAGGGAACCACAGCACUCAGGAAUCAUUAACAUUAAGGGAUGUGGUCAUUGAUUUCUCUGAAGAGAAAUGGAAAUGCCUUGAUCCUUCUCAGCAGACAUUAUAUGAAGAUGUUUUGAUAGAGAUCAUUAGAAACCUACUCUUUAUUGGUGAGCCUAAAUUUCAUUCAGAAUUUCUAAUUUAAAAAAUUUAAUUUUUAACUUUGUAGAAUAUCUUAUGGUAGCUUCUAUUCUGCAUGAAAAGUUUUAGUUUCUUGUUUUUAGGACAAAGAUCCAGCAUUUGUUUAUGUAGGAAAGAAAAUGUUAGGAUUUUUCUUUUUAUAUUUAACUUAUUUUUUUUUUCUAAGUAGUGCCUACAAUGUGGAGAAUGAAAAUUGUUUCAAAGUAUUUUAGUGUUUUUGUCUGAAAAAAAAAAGUUUGGGAAAAUGAUUGCGUAGAAUAUUAAAAUGACUUCUGUAGUUACCAAGAAAAUAAAAAAUGUGUCAUAUUCCAUUUUCCAUAAAAAAAUUUUUUCUGUCUCUAAGUAAUCGUUUGUUUCCUUUGUGUUCUCAAAGUUAUAGCCUUGGAAUUUAAAGAUAAACCUGACAAUAGACGUAUGAAAGUGGGUAGAA
Marmota monax (woodchuck) is the source of this 771-nucleotide messenger RNA. RefSeq names its product zinc finger protein 273-like. The transcript has 3 exons. The coding region runs from base 1 to 345 and encodes 114 amino acids. The record is from RefSeq and is a predicted model, not a curated record. Gene Ontology annotation, biological process: regulation of DNA-templated transcription. Lineage: Eukaryota; Metazoa; Chordata; Mammalia; Rodentia; Sciuridae.